Molecule: messenger RNA, 1346 nt
Organism: Hemicordylus capensis (graceful crag lizard)
Lineage: Eukaryota; Metazoa; Chordata; Lepidosauria; Squamata; Cordylidae
Gene: HAUS7
Product: HAUS augmin like complex subunit 7
Exons: 10
Coding region: 73-1125 (350 amino acids)
Biological process (GO): spindle assembly; centrosome cycle
Cellular component (GO): HAUS complex
Molecular function (GO): microtubule minus-end binding
Source: RefSeq, a predicted model, not a curated record
GUUCCGAGGCUCCCGGGACGUCAGUGGCCAAUAAGAGUGGAGCAGGGGCGGGGCUUGUGCCGAGGCGGGAAGAUGGCGGCGGUUGCUGGCGCAGUCUAUGAUCGCUUGAAGGAACUGGGCUGCCCUGCAUUGGAAGGUGUCUAUCUGUCAGAAGCUAAAGAUAUAUUGCAGUUGCUAUGUACCCCCUCUCCCCAUCGUCUGGAUAUCCUGGAAUGGAUUUUCAUCAGUGUGUAUCCUCCCUUCCGAGAACAGAUCUCAUCUCUCAAGGAAUCUCAGACAGAUCUGAAAAUUAAAGAAAUGACAAAGUUGGGGUAUGAGCUGAUGCUUUGUGAAGCCGAUGACCUGGAUCUCAUCCAGGGAAAGGCUUGUGCCCAGAAGCAGCUCAACUUCCUGGGGCAACUACUGGCUGUGAUUCUGCCUCAGGGUAACAUCACAAUGUCUGACUCGUUGUCAGACUUCAACACUUUUUCCAGCACCGAGGAAUCUUUCCAAGAGAUAACCAGGAAGAAUGAAGAAUUUGUCAAGCAAGUUUUCUCCAGCUCUGAUCUUCAGGCUGUGCUGAACCCUGAGUGUUAUCCUUGGAGUUCAGACAUCAAGUCCAUUCUGUUGGGUGAAGAAGCACUUGUGAAAAGGACCUUUCCAUCAAGGACGUCCCAAGAGAAAACUCUGCUGGAGCUAUCGCAGAAGCUGAAGGAGCUGGAAGCAGCCCUGCAAGAUCUAAAAGCAGAGUGCUCAUUCCUGCAGGGGGACCAAACGGGUGCAGAUGCACUUCCUGACAGCGCUACAGCUCUGCAGACGCUCAAGCUGGUUGUCUCCGACUUCAACCAGCUGCUUACAGCCUUUGAGCAGGUGUAUGAGAAUGAGCUGCAGAAGUAUUGUGGGCGCCCGGCUCCUACACUGAGCCCUUGUGGGACCCUCUUUCAAACAGUGCAUCACAGCUUGAUGCUCUGUAUGCAGGAGCUGCAGGGUCUGGCCCAGGUUACAGAAAGCUCUGAGUGCCUCAUGAAGAUGGUGAAAUGGAGGCAUGGAGAGAAGGUGGCUUGGAAUGGCCAUGCUAAAACCACACUGCCUUUGAAACUUGAGGAGCUGCGACAGAAAUACGAGGCCAUCCAUACUUCGCUUUAGGGACUGCCAGCGAUCCUGAGCUCUAGUGGACUGCAGUGGUUGGUUAUUUGGGGGAAAGUGGAGGGGAAGACUCCAUGAUCUUGAUAAGGAAGGGAUCAGUAUUGAGAAAACCAGUUAAUCCAGAUGAAAGCCUAGAACACCUCACCUAGUGUGUGGGACUUUUUUCCCCUAGUUGUGUUUUUUUAUUAAGUGUUCAAGAUAAUAAAAGUGUUUUGUCAGCA